Molecule: messenger RNA, 1583 nt
Organism: Ipomoea triloba (trilobed morning glory)
Lineage: Eukaryota; Viridiplantae; Streptophyta; Magnoliopsida; Solanales; Convolvulaceae
Product: UPF0481 protein At3g47200-like
Exons: 2
Coding region: 57-1415 (452 amino acids)
Source: RefSeq, a predicted model, not a curated record
UCUCUACACACACAUCAUAUACAAUUAUACAUACAUUCAUUCAACCAAAAGAUCAAAUGCAAGGAUCAGCUGGUACUAGUAACGAUGAUCAUGUCACUGUAGAAAUCAUUCCAGCGGAGAAUAAUCUCCUCUCCUCAAUCAAUUCCAAAAUGGAGUCCCUCUCCAUCUCCAAUUGCAUCUGCAGACUCCCUCAGCACGUCUCCGAAGGCAACGAACACAAUUACUUCCCCAAACGCGUCUCGAUCGGCCCCUUCCACCGCGGAAUCGCCUCCCUGAGAGCCAUGGAGGUCCAGAAAUGGCGGUACCUCAACGCGCUCCUCAGCCGCGGGGGACAGGACGCGGAGAGGAGCUUGGACGCCUGCAUCGAGCGAUUGCGGCGGUUGGAAUCGCGAGCGAGGAAAUGCUACGGCGAAGCGAUCGGGAUGGGGAGAGAUGAGUUCGUGGAGAUGAUGUUGCUCGACGGUUGCUUCAUCAUCGAGCUCCUCCUCAAAUUCGCGUUCCGAGGACUGCGGCGGAAAGACGAUCCGUGUUUCAGUUCGCGGGAGGCGUUUUACGGCGUCCGAAGCGAUUUGAUUUUGGCGGAGAAUCAGAUUCCGUUUUUUGUUGUUGAGCAUUUGUAUAAGGCGGUUCCUCUUCCCAAGGACUGCGGCUCUUUCUCGCUUGCUUAUCUCUUCCUGCUCUUCGUCAGGAAGUUGAUCGACCGGCCGCCGGAAGGAUUGGCGGCGACUCAGGAUCAGAAAUUUGGACUGUUUGUGUAUCAUUUACUUGAUCUCAUUCGCCAUUGUUACUUGCCUGCAACUCCUCAAUUGCAAUCAACUGGAGAACAGAAGUAUAUGUAUUCUGCAACUCAACUUCACGCUGCAGGUAUCAAGUUCAGGAAGAAGGCAUUAUCAUCUACUGAUCAAAGCAUACUGGAUAUAACCUAUGACGACAGAGGCGUCUUGGCCAUCCCACCAAUAAAAGUUCAGAACCACACAGAAAUCUUGUUCAGAAACAUCAUUGCACUAGAGGAGUACACUCCUGAUCAGACCAACCACGUUGCAUCCUAUGUUUACCUCAUGAAAUGUCUGAUACGAUGCAAACAAGAUGUGAGCUUUCUCCGCAGAAAGGGAAUUAUUAUGCAGAGUGGUACUAUGGAGAAUGACGAAGAGAUUCUUCGUGUUUUCGACGGCCUGCAUGUGAAGAUUAAUGUUGAGGAGUUUUACUACAGUGGGCUGUGUGAGAAAGUGAACAGGUUUAGUAAUGUGGGAAUGGAGAAGAAGAAGAAGAAAGAGGUUUUGUGGCAUAAAAUGGGUAAUGUGUAUCACAGAACGCCUUGGGGUGCUGCAGCUUUUGUGGUUGCAAUACUAGCUCUUGUUUCUUCUCUUUCUGCUGCUUUGUUUUUUGCUAUCACAUUUUUGUUUCACCAUGCUUAAUUACUUGGGGUGAGGGUUGGAAUGUCUCUCAAUUUUUGUAUGGAAUUUGACUUUGAAUAUGAUUUUCCUUUUAACUAUUGUUAUUGGGUUUGCAAGUUGUAAUAUAAGUGGUCAAUUAAUCUCAAAUAAAGUGAUGAUUAAUUAGCAACCACGCGCUAUGUAUGUGAA